Messenger RNA from Fusarium redolens, 1344 nucleotides. RefSeq lists its product as uncharacterized. Lineage: Eukaryota; Fungi; Ascomycota; Sordariomycetes; Hypocreales; Nectriaceae. The transcript is spliced from 4 exons. The record is from RefSeq and is a predicted model, not a curated record. The coding region runs from base 170 to 1240 and encodes 356 amino acids. Gene Ontology annotation, cellular component: membrane.
ACCAGGCAACAGAAGUGUCCUUCCAUGGUCUAAAGUGGUUUCCACUUCGAAUGACAUCUAUGACGCUAUUGAAGCUGGACAUCACUAUACGUGGGUAUUAAACCACCUGUGCUGCAUAUCAAAGACGCAAAAUCUGAGGUCAAUCAUUGUCUCAUCAAGAUCAAGAAUCAUGUCUCUCCCAUUUGUCAAGUCCAUUGAGGACUGCGGCGAGUACGCCAAAACAGUCGAACCCUACAUUCCGCAGCUCUAUGCUCUUCCUCGACAGAUUCUUGACAACAUUGCCAGUCCUCAUGGGCUGAGGCAGAUUUAUGUUGAUACAAACCCUCUCAUUUCGGGCUUUGCGAUCUCUAUUGCCCUUGGCUUUGUAUUCCUCGUUGUCUCCGAGAUCAACAGAAACUACUCUCAAGUUGAUCGAAUGUGGUCGAUUCUCCCAAACUUAUACGUCGUCCAUCUCUCAGUCUGGGCGCGUCUUGCUGGUGUUCCUUCUUCACGAGUUGACCUUAUUGCUGCUGCUACAACCCUUUGGAGUUGCCGCCUGACAUAUAAUUACUGGCGUAAGGGUGGUUACAAUAAAGGAUCUGAAGAUUAUCGAUGGGCCAUUCUCCAGCAAUAUGUGCCCCGAUUUGUCUGGUUCCUCUUUAACGUCACCUUCAUCUCUUUCUACCAGAGCGUUCUGCUCUUCAGCUUCUCAUGCGUUCCUGCGUAUGCCAUUCUGUGCUCUACCAAGUUUGAGCAGGAUGUGACCACUGCCGAUAUUGUCUUUGCUCUCAUCAUGGUCGGGCUGGUCUACAGCGAGUGGGUUAGCGAUGGUCAGCAGUGGGACUACUACGCGGCCAAGCAUCAGUACCAGGCCGAGGCCAAGGUCCCCAAGAAUUUCAAGUACUCCCAAGCCGACCUUGACCGUGGCUUCAACACUUCUGGUCUCUGGGCUUACAGCAGACAUCCCAACUUUGCUGCGGAGCAAAUGAUUUGGUUUGUGCUAUACCAGUGGAGUUGCUUCGCAACCAAGAACAUGUAUAGCUACACUUUUACCGGCGCUGCUGCCUUGAUCCUUCUCUUUCAGGGUUCGACUUGGCUCACUGAGCUCAUCACAGCUGGCAAGUAUACUGAGUAUCCUAAGUACCAGGAACAGGUUGGCAUGUUUUUGCCCAAAUCUUUCACCCCCUACAAGACUCCUGGGUCAAAGGUCAUUCGGACCAGCGACAUUGCGAAGAAGAUGGAGAGCAAGAAGCAAGCUUAAGUUUGUGAAUGUGGUUCAUCAAGGGCACUAAGUGCUUUGCUUUGGUCAGCAUGAAGGCAGUAUCCAAUUUCACCAUAGUCUAUAUACUUAGAGGAAUCAGUUGC